ACUCGAUUAAGUAUUAUCACCGGUAUAAAACCCACAGGACCAUUGUCAUUUUCAUCAGUGUAUCGCGUCCAAUCUGCCAUAAGGGUCUACGAUACGGAACAAAAUUUCGACUACCGUAAAAAGAAAAUUUCGACUAGAAAACCUAAACAAUGAACACUGUGUCAAGGAAAAUUGCCCUUCUGGCCGCCGCGCUGGUUCUGAUCGCGAUCGUUGGGUACACGGCGGCGGACAUGGCGGACGUUGGCUUGUGCAUCAGGAACUGCGCCCAGUGCAAGAAGAUGUUGGGCGCCUACUUCGAGGGGUCGCUGUGCGCGGACGCCUGUGUCAAGUUCAAGGGCAAGAUGAUACCGGACUGCGAGAACAUCGAUUCCGUGGCACCGUUCCUCAACAAACUUGAGUGACCAUCUUGAAACUGCAGUGGACCGAUUAUAUUAUUAUAUACUUAUGAACAAAUUAUUAUUUUAUACGCUGCACUCUGUACACAGGCUGCAGCCAUACUCACGGAAUUAUAGUAAUUAUAGCUUGAUGAUUUCACUCGAUUAACGUAAACACAUAGUCCAUAAUACGAUUGUACGAUAUUGUAAUCAAACGACAAUGUAUUAAUAUAAUAAACCGAUAUUAUUAUUAAAAACUA
Messenger RNA from Metopolophium dirhodum (rose-grain aphid), 634 nucleotides. RefSeq names its product eclosion hormone-like. The coding region runs from base 150 to 401 and encodes 83 amino acids. The record is from RefSeq and is a predicted model, not a curated record. Gene Ontology annotation, biological process: ecdysis, chitin-based cuticle; neuropeptide signaling pathway. Gene Ontology annotation, molecular function: ecdysis-triggering hormone activity. NCBI's taxonomy places the organism in Eukaryota, Metazoa, Arthropoda, Insecta, Hemiptera, Aphididae. The transcript is spliced from 2 exons.